This is a messenger RNA of Conger conger (European conger), 2849 nucleotides long. RefSeq names its product ankyrin repeat domain 44 (gene ankrd44). NCBI's taxonomy places the organism in Eukaryota, Metazoa, Chordata, Actinopteri, Anguilliformes, Congridae. Gene Ontology annotation, molecular function: protein binding. The record is from RefSeq and is a predicted model, not a curated record. The transcript has 16 exons. The coding region runs from base 1 to 1803 and encodes 600 amino acids.
AUGGCUGUUCUGAAACUCAUCGACCAGGGGCUGGGGCGGGGGAAGCCCUCGCCCUGCAGGCCUGGCCUGGAGAAUUCCGGUUGCUCCAAAAUAUUCCUAGCUGUCCUUGCCGGCACCCUGUUUGAGAUCUCCCGUGCGCACGCGUGUGUGUGUGUGGGUGUGUUUAGGUGUCUGGAGUUCCUGUUACAGAGUGGAGCGACAGCGAGUCUGAAGGACAAACAGGGCUACAGCGCCGUGCACUACGCUGCUGCCUACGGCCACAGACACUGCCUGGAGCUGCUCCUGGACCAGGACGAGGCCCCGCUGGAGGACCCAGGUUCCCCCAACACCAGGAGUCCGCUCCACCUAGCGGCCUACCACGGUCACGCCCCCGCCCUGGAGGUGCUCCUGCAGGGGGAGCGGGACGUGGACCAGGGGGACGAGGCGGGCCGGACCCCGCUGGCCCUGGCGGCCCUCAGGGGCCACAGCGACUGCGUCCACACGCUGCUCAGCCAGGGGGCCUCGCCCAGGGCCCGCGACUCCGCCCGCAAACGCACACCUGUACACCUGGCAGUGAUGAACGGCCACACCUCCUGCCUGCGCCUCCUGCUGGAGGACUCGGACAGCGCAGACCUGCUGGAGGCGGCCGACGCUCAGGGACAGACCCCCCUGAUGCUGGCGGUGGCGGGGGGGCAUGUGGACGUGGUGUCGGUGCUGCUGGAGCGGGAGGCUGCAGUGGACACGGCGGAUCGACACGGCCUGACCGCGCUGCACCUGGGGCUCCUGUGCGGGCAGGAGGAGAGCGUGCAGUGCCUGUUGGAGCAGGAGGCGUCAGUACUGCUGGGCGACCACCGGGGGCGCACCUCCCUGCACCUGGCGGCCGCGCGCGGCCACGCCUCCUGGCUGAGCGAGCUGCUGAACAUCGCCUUCGCCGAACCGCCCGCCCCCCUGCUGCGCGACCGGGCGGGCUACACCCCGCUGCACUGGGCCUGCUACAACGGCCAUGAGGGGUGUGUGGAGGUGCUGUUGGAGCACAAAGCGAUUGGCUCGUUUGAGGGGAACCCCUUCAGCCCGCUGCACUGCGCCGUAGUGAACGAUCACGAGGCCUGCGCUUCCGUCCUCCUGGAGGCCAUGGGCUCUGACAUCGUCAACUGCCGCGAUGCCAAGGACAGAACCCCUCUUCAUGCAGCUGCGUUCUCUGGUCACGUGGACUGCCUGCAGCUGCUCCUGGCCCACGAUGCACCGGUGGACGCCGUGGACCAAUCGGGACGCAGCGCUCUGAUGAUGUCGUCGGAGCGGGGCUGUGCGGGGGCUGUGGAGGUGCUGUUGCGCAGCGUGAACGCAGACGUCAGUCUCUCGGACCAGAACGGAAACACGGCCCUGCACCUGGCCUGCAGUAACGGAAAGGAGGAGUGCGCUCUGCUCAUCCUGGAGAAGCUGACAGACCCCACGCUAGUCAGCUCCACCAACAAGGCGCUGCAGACGCCGCUCCACCUGGCCGCGCGCAGCGGGCUGAAGCAGGUGGUGCAGGAGCUGCUGACCCGCGGGGCCAGUGUGCAGGCGCAGGAUGAGAACGGGCUCACUCCUGCUCUGGCUUGCGCUCCCAGCAGUGAGGUGGCAGACUGCCUGGCUCUCAUUCUGGGUCCCAUGAUGCCUUUGUGCUCCCCUUGCAGCUCCGGUGGCCCCUCCCCCCGCGCCCUCCUGAAGACCCCGCCCCCCCGAGGGAGGGGCCACCGGGAGGGGCGGGCCACGCGCGUGCCCUCGGCCACGCCCAGCGAGGGAGACGGCACCACCGAGAACGACUCCGACUCCGAGACCUUCUGACCCCUGACCCCUGACCCCUGCUGGACUAUUACCCUACUGACCCCUCUGUGUUCGUACACACACACACACACACACACACACACACACAUAUACACACACAGACACACACACGGCACGCACACAGAUGCGUGCCAACAUAGACACCACACUCAAGUACAAAAACACAAACACAUACACAGACAUACACAAAGUAUACACACACAGCAGCCUCAGAGAUUAGUGGGUCAGGUUGGGUUCUUUGACUCUUUAACAUUCUGGACUUUCUAAAUGCCAUUUUUAGUGUUUAUUUUGACACAGGGACCACACAAUAGGAAGUGAUCUUUUUAAAGCUGGUUAUACGUGUAAAUACGGUCAUACGCCGGUCGAACCACAGGGUACCCUAAUGUCCUGGUGGACGUCUGUAAGCACAAACAGCAGCAGCAGCACAAAUGUAUGUUUACACACGUGGAAAUACCGUGUGUGGUAGCGUGACGGAUGCCAUCUGACAUGCAAGCCUGCCCCCCCCCCCCCGCCCUCGACGCCAAAUCCAACCCCCCAAAUCCACGUCUGUCUGUGGAGUACAGGAGGAAUGACCCUUCAGCGACCCGCAUCGCUGAGCCAAACCUCGCUCCUCAACGGAACCUUUCCGCCAUUUUGGGCUCAAAACGAGGCCCGUUUGGCUCCACUGGGGCGAGAUCUUGUCACGCGUGUUCACUUCCGGGCUCUCUGUAGCUGACACAGGGCCACAGAAGUCUGAUUGGCUAAAACAGGGGUGUCAAAAAUCCAGUCCUGGAGGGCCGCAGUGUCUGCUGGUUUAACUCCAGUCCUGGAGGGCCGCAGUGUCUGCAGGUUUAACUCCAGUCCUGGAGGGCCGCAGUGUCUGCAGGUUUAACUCCAGUCCUGGAGGGCCGCAGUGUCUGCAGGUUUAACUCCAGUCCUGGAGGGCCGCAGUGUCUGCAGGUUUAACUCCAGUCCUGGAGGGCCACAAUGUCUGCAGGUUUAACUCCAGUCCUGGAGGGCCGCAGUGUCUGCAGGUUUAACUCCAGUCCUGGAGGGCCGCAGUGUCU